AUGGCGGGAGGAGACCAACUCAGCAAUCUUCCGGAUUCAAUCCUACUUCACAUCCUAUCUAUGUUGCCAAACAAUAAAGAAGUUGUGAGAACCAGUGUAUUAUCUGAAAGAUGGCGAUUUCUUUGGAAAUCGAUUCCAAUAUCACUCAAUUUCAACUUUCCGAAUAGUGAAAAUGAAAAUGAUACUCCUGAUUAUCUAGUUUCUAUCCAUAGAGAACUUUAUUAUUGGAGGUCUUGCGAGAAAAUUCAAAAGCUCAACGUGUGGGGCCUUAAGUAUGUGCAGCGUUUUACUAAAGAUGUUAAUUUGUGGGUACAUUUUGCAACUAAACUUGCUAAUGUCGAAGAUUUUGGACAUAAAUUUAUUACAGAUAACCAAAGGAUCAUAUUUCCUUGUUUUAACAUAUUUUGGUUUGACUAUUUCCGUUGUAAGCGCUUGUCCAUCUUGGAGUUGAAAGGGUGGGAGUUUCCACCAUUAAGCCGGAAAUUCUUAGAACUAGAUGCGGAAUUUAAUCAGUUAGACUUUCAUGGAAUUUGCUGCUUUCUACAGAGCUCACUGGAUCUUGAGACAUUGGUCAUUUAUUGGUACGAUGUUGAAUUGGGAUACUUGCUGUCAUGGUACACAAAUUGGGACGAAGAGACGAGGAGGCUUGAGCCACAUAAUUUUAAUGGCUCAUUUCCAUAUCUGAAGACCAUCAAGAUCCUUAGUUUUAAUGGAUGUGUUCUGCCAUUGAUAAAAUAUUUGCUCAAGCAUGCAGUUGUGCUAGAAAAGUUUGACAUUGUUGCUGCAGUUCAAAGGAAUGAUAUGUCUCCGGAUAAUGUUACAGUGGCACGGGAGGUCCUAAGCUAUCCAAGAUCCUCUCCACAUGCUUCAGUUUUAUUCUCUAAUAGAUAA
Solanum pennellii is the source of this 891-nucleotide messenger RNA. Its product is annotated as F-box/FBD/LRR-repeat protein At2g04230-like. Bases 1 to 891 code for a protein of 296 amino acids. The record is from RefSeq and is a predicted model, not a curated record. The transcript has 3 exons. NCBI's taxonomy places the organism in Eukaryota, Viridiplantae, Streptophyta, Magnoliopsida, Solanales, Solanaceae. Gene Ontology annotation, molecular function: protein binding.